AUGUCCCUUAUCAAGAUCGAGACCAAGGCUCAAUUUCACGAUCUUGUCAAAAAGCAAAAAGUAGUCAUCCUCGAUGCCUCAGCACAAUGGUGCGGUCCCUGCAAAGCCAUAAGCCCCAUUUUCCAAAACCUCUGCAACGAAAACGACGGCAAUCAAAAUGUUGCAUUCGCCAAGUUCGACACGGAUGAGGUUCCUGACCUUGCUCUAGAGCUCGGGAUCCGCUCGAUUCCAGCUUUCUUCGUUUACCGCGACGGAGAGCUGGGUGACAGCAUGAGCGGAGCCAAUCCUCCUGGGCUGAUGAAGCUUGUCGCAGAGGCAAUUGAGGCUAGUAAGGCAUAA
Fusarium pseudograminearum CS3096 is the source of this 339-nucleotide messenger RNA. RefSeq lists its product as uncharacterized. The record is from RefSeq and is a predicted model, not a curated record. Gene Ontology annotation, molecular function: protein-disulfide reductase activity. NCBI's taxonomy places the organism in Eukaryota, Fungi, Ascomycota, Sordariomycetes, Hypocreales, Nectriaceae. The transcript has a single exon. The coding region runs from base 1 to 339 and encodes 112 amino acids.